AUUAUUAUUAUUCCUCCUCCCCUCUUUUCUAAAUUCCGACUGUUCUCCUCUCAGUGUAGGGUCUCAAAUGUCUUCUAGCCGAAACCCUAAUUAACCCCCCUAAUCGUGACUCUAACUGAGAUCGAAAGCGCGAUUGAAGGAGAAAAGAUGUGACGCCGUGGAAAUAAUCGUUGAAUUUCCACAGCCAAACAGCUAAUUUUGGUGGAAUUUUUUUCUAGAUUUUUUUUUUUGAGGGGGGGAGGGAUGAAGGACCCGUUGCAUAGGACGAAGGUCGUGCUUCGGCACUUGCCGCCUUCGAUCUCUCAGUCGGGGUUAAUGGAGCAGAUUGAUGUCAAGUUUUCGGGCCGAUACAAUUGGUUCGUGUUUCGCCCUGGAAAGCAAAGUCAGAAGAAUCAGCGAUUUUCACGAGCCUACAUCGAUUUCCAAAACCCUGAAGAUGUGGUAGAUUUCGCAGAGUUUUUUGAUGGACACAUAUUUGUGAAUGAAAAAGGGUCUCAGUUCAAGGCUCUUGUAGAAUAUGCACCUUCACAACGUGUCCCCAUGCUGUUGCCUAAGAAAGACGGUCGUGAAGGGACUAUAUCCAAAGAUCCUGAGUAUGUAGAAUUCCUUGAGUUUAUUGCAAAGCCCGUUGAGAAUCUUCCUAGCGCUGAGAUCCAGCUAGAAAGGAGAGAAACAGAAAGAGCUGGGGGACCAAAGGAGGCUGUCAUAGUAACACCUUUGAUGGAUUUUAUUCGCCAGAAACGAUUGGCUAAGACUGGGUCUCAGAGGUUAUCUGUCAAUGGUAAACUUAGCAGAAGAGCUGGAGGAUCUGUGAUUAGCAGCUCUGGUUCCUCCAAGAGAGGUUCUGAGAAGCGAAGAGGAUCCACUUCAGUGUAUGUCCCCAGAGAUAAAGCAAAGGCUAGCAGCAGUGGGAAGGUUAAGUCAACGUAUGUACUAAUGCUAAGGAAAGACGAGCAACAGUUAGGGUCUGGGAGCAGAAAAGAAGUAUUAGAAGAAGGAACAGUUGCCGGCUUAAACGGAACCAUGCCUGUUGCAUCUGGAAGUGUUGAAAUUGGAAAUAGGAGAGUUCUUUUGAAAGGGAAAGAAAGAGAAGCUUCUCAUAUCCAACGUCAUGAAGCCAGUGGAAGAAAUAUCAGAAGAAUACUGUUGAACAAGGUUUCUCGUCACAGUCAAUCAUAUUCGGCUGGAGCGCAGCAUGAGCAGCAAACUCAGGAUGUGAGCUCUCAGAAAGACAAGCGCCCUCCCCGUCCGCCUAACCGUUUAGGUCAAAAGGAUCACAUCAGUAUUGCAGCACAAUCAUCCAUCCCUUACAAUGAUGGAAAAGGAUCUACAGAUGAUAAAGUUGUUGUGAAUAAUCUAAAUGGUUCUUCCAUUGGUGAUAAGAAUGAGAAACGCAUGAGAAAUAAGGACAGGCCUGAUCGUGGAGUUUGGACCCCUCAUCGUGCUGAUGGAGUCAACACUAAUGGUAGCGUUUAUCUUUCUGCACCACAGUUAUCGGAGUCCUCAGAUGGUAUCUAUAUGUCUCAUGAAGAAUGCGGUACUAACUCACGUGCUGCAUAUGAUGCUCCAUUAAGUCACGAAGAGAUAAGAUCUGAUCUGCCAAAUUUAAAUAGAAAUGCAGAAAGUCGAAGUGGACGAGUGAAUAUUUCCCCUGUAGAGAAUGGGGCACAUCGGUAUGCUGGGCGCCGUGGGUUACCACAUGGCAUGAAGGAACUGGAUGGCUCUCCGAAUCUUUCUGAGGGAAAGACAUCGAAGAAAGCAGUUUCCGCCGGUUUUGGCUCCUAUGAGAAACAAGUAUGGGUUCAGAAGUCAGGUGCUGGUUCAUAGUUCUUUGGUUCUGGAUGGUUUUUCCAACACUGGGUAACAUUUCGUAAAGGUGCGGCAGCAAGCAUUACUCCUUGUUCAGUUGCACUGAUUAAGCAUGCCUCUGCCAUAUCCUUGUCUUUUUCAAAUUGCAAGCUAUUUCAGUUCUACCUAUUAACUAUUGGCAAGUUAAUAGGGUAUCGACACAUUUACAGAGACAAACACACAAGUGACAGAGAUGAUAGUUUUGCCUCCUUGGAUGCCUAACCUUGUGCUGGAGUAGUACUCUGCAACAAAAUGCAGUAUGGGCAUGGAGAUCCUCAUGGAGCCUGGCUCAUGAGAAUUUGAUCGGAGCAAGAGCCUUCGGUGAGAUAUACGAGUUAGAGAGCAGUCACCUUUGUCUCAAUGUCUUUAUGUAGGCAUGAUUGUAAAUAUGGCAAUUGAAAGCCUUCUUAUGUGUUGUUUAUAGAUCUAAGUUCAAGAAGCAGUACAUGAUUGGAGUUGGGCUUUUUGACAGUGACCAUUAUGAAUAAUUUAGAUUGCUUCUUUGGUCUGGGUUAGGGUUGAAAGUGUGGAUGAAGAGACAAAGUGACAAACUUGGUUUCAGAGGUGUCUUAAGCUCUUACGAUAUAUACGAAGAUAAAUGAAUAUCUUGUUGUUUACAA
Asparagus officinalis (garden asparagus) is the source of this 2468-nucleotide messenger RNA. RefSeq names its product regulator of nonsense transcripts UPF3-like. NCBI's taxonomy places the organism in Eukaryota, Viridiplantae, Streptophyta, Magnoliopsida, Asparagales, Asparagaceae. Bases 244 to 1827 code for a protein of 527 amino acids. The record is from RefSeq and is a predicted model, not a curated record. The transcript is spliced from 12 exons. Gene Ontology annotation, molecular function: mRNA binding. Gene Ontology annotation, biological process: nuclear-transcribed mRNA catabolic process, nonsense-mediated decay; positive regulation of translation. Gene Ontology annotation, cellular component: cytoplasm; nucleolus.